Messenger RNA from Neopsephotus bourkii (Bourke's parrot), 1843 nucleotides. Its product is annotated as inositol 1,4,5-trisphosphate receptor-interacting protein-like 1. Lineage: Eukaryota; Metazoa; Chordata; Aves; Psittaciformes; Psittacidae. Bases 302 to 1843 code for a protein of 513 amino acids. The transcript has a single exon. The record is from RefSeq and is a predicted model, not a curated record. Gene Ontology annotation, cellular component: membrane.
GACAGCAGUGAGUGUGCAUGCAGGGGGGAGGCUGGGCUGGACAAGGGCCAGGGCAGAAACCUGGCCCCCUGGGGGUGGGUGCUCACCCUGCAUCGAGGCACUGGCUGCAAGCGCAUGGGCAGGGCACACUGCUGCUGGCACCGGGCCUCGCACAGGCCUUGCUGCCUCCCAGCUGCCUCGUUCCCUCUCCUGCCUGUCCCCAGCUCCCUGCAGCUCCUGCAUCCACUGCCCCCUGCCACCAGCUCCCUUCCUCCUUCCCUCCCUCCCAGCCCCACUGAAUUCUUUCUCUCUUCUGCAGGCCAUGGCUGUCACAAACCUCUUACACUGGGUUCUGCAACAGCUCAUCCUGAAUGUGCGUUUCGUCAAUGAUGAGCUGGAUGAAGCCACACGUGACCGCAUGGAGCACCGUGACAAGCAGCUGAGCUGGGCGAUGGCUCAGCUGCUGCAGGAGCUGGAGCACAAGAGCCAGUGGCAGAGGAGCAAGGAGCAAACUCCGGUGGCCUUGAGAGGCCUGCUCUUUGCUGCCUUGCAGCACUGGCAAUUCUGGGCUGUUGCUGGCAUCCUGCUCCUCCUCAUUCUUGGGCUCUGCUGGUGCCUCAGGAGAAGAAGCCAUGAAGAGGACAGCAGCAGUGAAGAGGACAGCUCCAGCAGCAGCAGUAGAGAAGAGGAAGAGUGGGAGGAGGAGAACGAAGAGGAAGAAGUCAGUGAAUAUGCAAAUGACCUGGCAAGGCAUUUUGAGGAGCACAUACAAUGGCCUGAUCAGAACCUGUUCACAGAGUGCGAAUCUGUGAGGAACCUUGUGAAUGCUUUUAUCCUUGUUGCCAGACAAUACUUAUUAGAUAGCUCCUUCCCAGUGCUGGAACCAUGCUUUGGCAUAGGCAGCACACACGAAGGCUGGAGUCCCUAUGAAGAAGACAUCGUCUAUGAAGUGCUUGUGCCCCUGGCCCCCCCACCUGGCCACACCUUUCUCCCGGAGCCCUGCAAUCUGGGGGAGAUGCCAGCGAGGAGCUUCCGCAUCCGCGUGGAGCUGGAGUGUACAUGCAUGAGAGAGCAGCUGGUGGGGGACAUGCUGUGCUUCGUCCACCACGACGAAGAGGAGCUGAGAAGGCAUCAGGGCCCCAGCCUCCUACACACCCUCUGCACCGGCUCCUAUCUAGAUGUGCAGAAAACAGCUUGCAGGAUUCAUCAGCUGGUGAAAGCAUGCUGGGCGGUUAUGCCUCAUUCACACCAGUGGUGUUUAACUAUGCUGCCCUGCAGCCGCUCCUGCAAAUUCAAGGUGGCAAAACCAGAGAAGCAAAUCCUCAUUGAAAUUACGUUGGGCAUGCAGCAAGGCAACUCGCACAUCUUCAUGAGCAGCCAGCCUAGUGAGGCUCUCUUCACCCCAAGCACAACCUGGACACUGAGCUGCGCUGUGGCAGAGGCAACGUUCUUUGAGCUGAUGACCAGGCAGGCCCCAGAUGCCAGCUUCCCCCUCAGAUGCCUGCAGCUCUGUGCCCGCAUUCUGGUGGGCACAGGCUUUUCCACCUAUACCUUGAAGACAGUGGUGAUGCACCUCUUGAACACCAUACCCCUGUCAGGCUGGCACAGGACACAUUUCCUGCUGCGGCUGGAUGACAUCAUGCGGUACCUGUGCCACUGCUUGGAGGAGAAACGCCUCAACCACUUCUUCUUUGGGAAUGAGAAGGUUCCUGAGGAGAUCAUCUUGCCCCCAGCCUUGCAAGGAGCCGAGCCAUUCAACCUCUUCCAGCAUCUGGCACAGGAUCCGGAUGCCCAAGCUGAGGCAAUGAGGGAGUUCAUGGACAUGCAAGACUGCCUCACAAGAAUGCUGACCUAUGGCCACUGA